AUGCUGCUGACGGGCCGCAGCGGCGCCGGCACCGUCCUGGAGCAGGGGACUGAGCUGGUGAUCGUAUCGGUGAUCUUCCUCGCCUUCGAGCGCGCGUGCGACCAUAUGACGUCACCGGGCCAGCUGCUGCUGCGCCAGCUGGGCGAUGGCCCGUUGCACGAUCGGGCGUCGCUGGAGCGGCUGCUGGCCGGCGCCAUCUUCGGCACGCGGCUGACGUACCUCAUCAGCGGCGCCAAGGCCGACCUGGACGACCAGGCCGAGUGUUUGCAGUCGGCCGAGUACCUGCUGCGGCACGCGGCGCGCGCCGACCUCCGGCUCACCGUCAACUACGACGACCGGCGUCGGCCCGGCUGGGAGCGCACCCACCGCGCCGUUGACCUGCCGCUGCUGUCGUUUGACCUAGUGCCGCCGCUACAUGCGGCCGUGGGACGGCAGGAGCCGCAGGCGGUGAUUCUCUUCCUGCGGCUAGGCGCGCGGCUCGACUUUGUGCCCGUGGCUGGCGGCAGUGCACUGCACGCGCCAUUGUCCCACCUCUGCCACCAGUUAAACGCCGAGGCGGAGGAGCACGCGCUGACCGAGCUGGCUGAGGACUGA
Molecule: messenger RNA, 594 nt
Organism: Pollicipes pollicipes
Lineage: Eukaryota; Metazoa; Arthropoda; Thecostraca; Pollicipedomorpha; Pollicipedidae
Exons: 4
Coding region: 1-594 (197 amino acids)
Source: RefSeq, a predicted model, not a curated record